This is a messenger RNA of Dermacentor silvarum, 3280 nucleotides long. Its product is annotated as peroxisome assembly factor 2-like. The coding region runs from base 497 to 3265 and encodes 922 amino acids. NCBI's taxonomy places the organism in Eukaryota, Metazoa, Arthropoda, Arachnida, Ixodida, Ixodidae. Gene Ontology annotation, molecular function: ATP hydrolysis activity; ATP binding. The record is from RefSeq and is a predicted model, not a curated record. The transcript is spliced from 19 exons. Gene Ontology annotation, biological process: protein import into peroxisome matrix. Gene Ontology annotation, cellular component: peroxisomal membrane; cytosol.
CCGCCCAGCGACUGCAAAAUGAAGUGCUCGCCUAUGUGCUCGCGCUCGCUCGCUAGCUUGUUGAAAAACUCGGGACGGCUGUAGCAAAGUUGUCAGCUGUUGCUCAGCUCACCCGAGCGCGAACGCGUCACACACGAGCAACGAGCACCAACUUUCAACUCGCCCUGUCGCUUUCGUCUGCUUCUGCUCUGAUUGCGCGUGCGCGAGCGAAUCUGUCGCGAGCAAAGUGCGCGAAGUUUCAGCGAAAACGGGCUUCGCACAGUAGUCGCGUGCUUGCUUAAACUAUUUGCGUUGACAAGUUGAAAAAGACCAUCUCAAAACAGCGCACCUGUCGCUCUGUGACGUUGACCUUCGAUCGAACGUAGGCUGUGCUAGCGCAACGGAGCUUAUUACUACGGCAAUGCUCCCCUGAACGAGGAAGUCGGCUGCGAGUGACUCUCAUCCCUUCGGUACUACGUGGCAUCCACAAGUAGUGUUUGGAAAGCAGCGUGUCACGAUGAAGCGAGUUCGAGCCAAGCUGCGCCUGAUGCCCGAUUCCGCCUCCAGUGGCCGUGGCGACGACAAUGACCUACGCGUCAGGAUCAGCCAAAGCGUCGCCGAGGAACUGUCGGUGGGCAGCACGCCCGACGACGGUACUCUGGCCCUUGUCGACCCCGAAAACGUCGCGCUCACGUGUCCGGGCCUCUUCGUCGACUACGCGGUCGUCGGCGAUCGCGAAGUGCCGAGUUCCGCGUCCUCUGGAGACGCCGCCGCGCUCUUCGUGACUCGGGAGUUCUUGAAGCGCCGACGAGGAUGGGGCGAGGGCCAAGCGGUGGACGUUCUUUGUGGAGUGCGAUGUCCGCGCCUGACCAAAGUGUCGUUGCUGGCCAGGAGCGCCGAAGCGUACGCCAGGCUCAACAGCCCGAGCCUCUGGGAGGCCCUGGGCGGCGGAGAACGGAGCGACGGUAUCCUGUGUCGCAUGGACGACAGCCUGGCCGCCUUCGGAGGGGACGCGGUGCUAGUGGUCGACUGCGAGCCGACGCGCCAGGGACUCAUAGUUCCCGAGACGCAGGUUGUGGUAAUACGGCCAUCGCUGGAAUACACUCCGGCUGGUGACACUGGUUCGUGCGACGACGUUGUCAAGCUGGCUGGCACCAUUUUGUACACCAGCCGCAUUCUCCAGUCAACCCACCGAACCAAGCGAGACAGGUGGUCAAGAUUGAACCACCGCAGCUGCCCAGUAGCUAUUGCGUCCCGCUGCUGGGCUCGAGGUCGCGGGUUCGAUCCCGGCUGUCGAGACUGUGUUUCGAUGGGGCCGCAUCCACGCGGAGGCGAGCCCCAGGGCCUUCUGCGCGUCCACAUCCUUCCCCAGUUGCCAGAACACAAUGUACCGACGACGGCCGACCCACUUAACUGCGUCUUCCUGGGACGCUCGACCAUGGCUGCCCUGGGCUUGGCUGAGGGUUCCUGGGCUCAAGCGUGGCUGCAAGAGCCAGGAGGCCACAGCAGCACUUCAUCGGACACACAACUCAAACGUCAGGUGGCGAUCUGGAGCGUAGAGAGGCUGCACAUGCUGGAGAGCGAGUUGGCGAGUGGCCUCGCGCUGGAGGACGCGGCAUACCUGAGCCCCCACCUCUGGUUUCACCUGCACGACCGGGAUCGACCUGCGCUGCUGGUCCGACCCACAGCACGGCUCCACUUGGAGGCCCUGGAUGGUUCCAGCAAGGGCAGUCAGCCAGUGUCGGCACACGAGUUCUACCUGGCCAUCGUGCGCAGCCCCGCCUACAGCAGCACCAUUGAGUGCACAGCUCUGCUCAGGGAUCACUUCUCGAGGCCUCGGUACAUCUGCAAAGGGGACAUUGUCACCAUCAACCUCCGAGGCUCACCCUGUUCUGAGGAGUACCUCCCUGAUGGUUCAUCGCAGAGGAAUCACGUUGUGUUCUUCAAGGCCACCCAGCUGCUUGGCCCGGACAACAAUGCUCCCGGUUACUUCUGUGACAUCAACACCAUGCUUUAUCAGGCUGGCAGCAAGGGUUGCUACGUGCCUGCUGCCAUGGCGACCUACCACCGGCAGUGGGCCCCCCACCCUGUCUGGGACUCGCCCCAGCCCCCGCAUCUGGCCCCUGCGGUCGAGCGGCUGCAGUCCAUCCUGCUGCCUUUCCUACAGUCGGGGCCAUUGCGCCAGCGUGUGCCACCUUGCGUGCUGCUGAGUGGGUCCCACGGCUGCGGCAAGCGCACCACCCUGGCUGCUCUGACACGCUCCCUUGGCUUGCACCACUACCAGGUCAACUGCCAGCAGCUUCUCGGGGACACGGCGGCAGCAGCGGAGACACGCAUCAGAAAUGCCUUGAUGAAAGCACAGCAAUAUACGCCCUGCCUCCUGCAGCUGUCCAACGUGGAGGUCUUCAGCCAGGACAGGGACGUUGGCUCCGGUGGUGAUCCUCGGGUGGUCCGCUGCCUGGGUGACACGCUGCGCGCACUAAACAGCGAGCCGGAUGAGCCACCCGUGGCUGUGGUAGCCACAACGGCUGCCGACCCGGACGCCCUCCACCCGGACCUAGCCCCUCUGCUCCUGCAUACCAUAGAAAUUCCGUACCCAAAUGAAGAGGGCCGUGCCCAGCUGCUGGAUGCGUUGUUGUGGAGCCUGCCCAAGAACAACUCUGUGGACAUCUCUUACCUGGCCCAGAGGACGGCUGGCUUCAACCUUGGCGACCUGUGUGCACUGGUGGGCCAGGCCACAGCUCGGGCCUAUGCGAGACUCACACGCAGUUGCAGCAGCGAUCGCCAUCAGGGAGGAGCGGACUGUGAGGCAGGCGUAUGUGUGGCAGGCCCCCUGCUCGUGCAGUCUGACCUGGAGUCGGCCCUCGAGUGGCUCCAGAGCAGCCAGGCGCAGGCAGUGGGAGCACCCCGCAUCCCCUGCGUCCACUGGGAGGACGUGGGUGGCCUGGCGGAUGCCAAGCGCACCCUCACCGACACCCUCCAACUGCCCCUGCGACACCCGCAGCUCCUCGACGCUGGGCUCAAGCGGUCUGGUGUGCUCCUCUAUGGUCCACCUGGUACGGGGAAGACGCUGCUCGCCAAGGCGGUUGCCACGGAGUGUGCCCUCAGCUUCCUCAGUGUCAAGGGGCCAGAGCUGAUCAACAUGUACGUUGGGCAGAGUGAAGAGAACGUCCGAGCUGGUAAGUGGGUUUACCUCACAAAACUGAAAAUAAAAUGCAGUACGCCUUGUAAGUUUCUCAUGGCCUCAUAUUUUCAUACAGGUAUAGCUGGAGACAGAAGAGUAUAAUUUCAGUUAUCAGAG